Molecule: messenger RNA, 564 nt
Organism: Rotaria sp. Silwood1
Lineage: Eukaryota; Metazoa; Rotifera; Eurotatoria; Philodinida; Philodinidae
Source: the annotation of a GenBank genome assembly
AUGAUGGAGGUCGAUCUCAUUAUUAAUAUGGGUUUUUUCAUUAGUGAUCUCCACAAUCACAUCGCUAAGCUUCAUGUUCAACAGUUUUCUGGACAAUCAACUUCACAUGCAUUUACUGUCUAUCAUGAUCAAGGAUUGCCGAAAAAUGAUUUUGAUCGAAUGGUCAAUCUACAAGGUGGACUCUUAUUAUUUAACAAUUUCUUAUCGACUAGUAUUCAUCGUAAAGUAUCCCGCAAUUUUGCUCGUCAAACUAUGGAAACGUCUAAUCUUGUGGGUAAUUUAUUUGUCAUAAAAAUUGAUCCAUCCAUUGUCUCAACAUCAUUUGCUGACGUGCGUGAUAUCAGUUACUUCAAAGGAGAAGAAGUUCUCCUCUCCAUGCAUUCCAUUUUUCGUAUUGAAGCAAUGAAACAAAUCGAUGGAAACAAUCGUCUUUGGCAAGUCAAUUUAACAUUGACCAGUGAUAAUGACCCGGAUUUUCAUGCACUUACUGCACGGAUGCGAGAAGAGACGAAAGGACCGACGGGAUGGCUUCGACUAGGGAAAUUGAUGGUAGAAUUAGCCUGA